GACAAGAUGUACUCCAUACAUACAAUGACAACAGACGACACAGCAUGCCUGAAAUUCCAUUCGUGUGUCGUCACCCUUGCUUCACCUCGUUUCUUCCCUUUUUUUAAUUUUUUUAUUUUUCUCCCCAAAAAAAAAUCCCUUCUUCUCCAGUUCCCUUGCUUUCCAAUGAUCACCCAUGGCCACCCCCCCAAAGACCACGAAUGCAGAGUGGAUGCAACCAAUGUGGGGUUGGGUGGAAUUCGCCUAUCGGCCUUUUCGUUGCGUUUGCUCACUCGCCCUUUUCCUCACCGCCACUAAGAGCCAGACCCGGUACGCUACGUACUUGCUUGCGGCUUUGCAACCCAUUGGGCGUCAGACAGGCCCCGGUCUUGUUCCUUUCUCCUCUUUGGCUUUUCUAGAACAUAGUGGGUUGAUGGCACGGGUGAGAUCGAGAUGGCUGGAACGGCUGCCAGCAUCCAUGCUCCUGCCUGACUUGUUGGAAUUCCUCAUCCAGGCGACCAUUAUGACACCAUCGACUCAUUCAGUUGGACGAAAAAGUUCCAGAAGGGAGCAGGCGGAAGAAAUGAUAGGCAUGGCAUCCCCGCAGUCAGAUCUUCUUCGGCGAUGAGGAAAUGCCACCGUUGGGCUUCAACGGUCUGAUCCAAUGCAGUUAUCGAGCCUGGUAUCUUCCAUUCCACUUUCCCCUGCCCGAUACUAUUUCAUUUACACCACAGGCCUUAUCCAGGCGCUACAUAUCAUCAAAGACUCGAUGCAACGGUAGUAGUAGACAUGCUAACCCU
Messenger RNA from Aspergillus steynii IBT 23096, 779 nucleotides. RefSeq lists its product as uncharacterized. The record is from RefSeq and is a predicted model, not a curated record. The transcript has a single exon. Bases 176 to 607 code for a protein of 143 amino acids. NCBI's taxonomy places the organism in Eukaryota, Fungi, Ascomycota, Eurotiomycetes, Eurotiales, Aspergillaceae.